Camellia sinensis is the source of this 1563-nucleotide messenger RNA. NCBI's taxonomy places the organism in Eukaryota, Viridiplantae, Streptophyta, Magnoliopsida, Ericales, Theaceae. The record is from RefSeq and is a predicted model, not a curated record.
AUUAGUCCUCUCUAAUUGGACGGAAGACGGCAUAUGUGCCCUUCCUUCUUUCACCAAAAUUUACUUCUCUUGACUCCCGGCCUUUGUUUUGUUGAGUUGGCUGCGUUGCUGGAUACUUUUUCUUCUCGGCUUUGAAUCCCCCUAUUGUUGUUAUGUUGGUCUUUCCUUGUCCAAAAAAGGAUCAGUUGGCUAUUAGUUUUGUUGUCAAAUUUCAGUUCAGUUUUUCAUUGCCUGAGAAGCAUUGACUUGCGGCUGUUACAAUUCAACUCCAUUUAAAUUUUAGAUGGAAGAUCAGACUCAUCAACAUGGGCAGAUUAUUGAGAUAAGUGGUGAAGUUCCUGUUGGAGAGACGAGCCUCGAAGGGAGCAAGAUAUGUGGUGAAGCGGCUUGUGGAUUUUCAGAUGCUGUAACCAUCUCCAAGGAUGCCAAAGAGCGAUCAGCUUCAAUGCGGAAGCUUUUUACAGCAGUUGCACUUUGUGUUGUCUUCAUGAGCAUCGAAAUAGUUGGUGGCAUCAAAGCCAAUAGUCUGGCAAUUUUAACUGACGCAGCACAUCUACUCUCGGAUGUUGCAGCUUUUGCUAUUUCGCUGUUUUCUUUGUGGGCAGCAGGUUGGGAAGCCACUCCCUGUCAGUCUUAUGGAUUCUUUAGGGUAGAGAUUCUUGGCACUCUGGUUUCCAUCCAGCUCAUAUGGCUUCUUGCGGGGAUUUUAGUUUAUGAAGCCAUUAUGAGACUUAUUCAUGAGACAGGUACUGUCAAUGGCUUCCUCAUGUUUGUUGUUGCUGCUUUUGGUCUGGUGGUAAAUAUUAUCAUGGCUGUCAUGUUGGGUCAUGACCAUAGUCAUGGUGGCCAUGAUCAUGGUCACAGCCACAGCCAUAAUGAUCAUGUUCAUGAUCGCAGCCAUGGAUUGAAGAUUACGCAUCACCAUAGUCAUGAGGAGCAUGAAGAGCACAGCCAUACUGAUGAAGAAGCUAUUGUGGAACCACUUCUCAAGAAAUCUUCCCAAGACAAAAGCAAACCAAAAAGUGAACAUGAACAAAAGAAGCGACAGAACAUUAAUGUUCAGGGAGCUUAUAUCCACGUACUCGGGGAUUCCAUCCAGAGCGUUGGAGUGAUGAUUGGAGGGGCAGUCAUAUGGUAUAAACCGGAGUGGAAGAUAAUUGAUCUGAUUUGCACCCUUAUAUUUUCUGUGAUUGUUUUGGGGACGACUAUCAAAAUGCUACGCAACAUACUUGAAGUCUUGAUGGAAAGCACACCUAGAGAGGUUGAUGCGACAAAGCUUGGGAAGGGGCUAUGUGAGAUAGAUGAAGUUAUGGCCAUCCAUGAGCUGCAUAUCUGGGCCAUCACAGUAGGCAAGGUUCUGUUAGCUUGCCAUGUCAAAAUAAGGCCUGAAGCUGAUGCAGACUUGGUGCUAGAGAAAGUGAUUGACUAUAUCAGGAGGGAGCAUAAUAUCAGUCAUGUGACCAUACAGAUAGAGCAUUAGUACUCUUAGUAGUGAAACAGAUGAGUUGUAUGAGCAUCUGGGGCAGCUUGUUUGUGUGACUUUAUUUUGUCCUUUUUUUUUUA